Messenger RNA from Zophobas morio, 3130 nucleotides. Its product is annotated as sodium/potassium-transporting ATPase subunit beta-1-like. The transcript has a single exon. Gene Ontology annotation, molecular function: ATPase activator activity. Gene Ontology annotation, biological process: intracellular sodium ion homeostasis; sodium ion export across plasma membrane; potassium ion import across plasma membrane. Lineage: Eukaryota; Metazoa; Arthropoda; Insecta; Coleoptera; Tenebrionidae. Bases 243 to 1193 code for a protein of 316 amino acids. Gene Ontology annotation, cellular component: sodium:potassium-exchanging ATPase complex. The record is from RefSeq and is a predicted model, not a curated record.
AAUAGUGUUAGAAUUCAAAAGAGAGUAACAAAAAUUGUAACCAACAACCGAAUAUAAAAUGUGACCGUACGUCAAUGUCAUAGAUAUCUCAACCAUCCCAUGGUAUCAGAGAUGUGUUGUGUGCUUGUGUUAUCGCCCUAUCUGUUUGUCUUUUAAUCACCAGCAUUUAUUAAUAAAGAUAAGUGGACAAACAUCAGUAACGCAAUCAGUAACGCAACAAAUCCCCACAACGUCAGCACAUCAUGGCGACAAAAAACCUCUCAGAACCCAAAGUACAAGAAUUCCAAUUCCACGAAAUCCCCAAAACAACGAAAUGGGAGAGCUUCCAAAAAGCCAUCUACGACCCCGACAAAAAAGAAUUCUUCGGUAGAACCAAAAAAAACUGGUACCAACUAUUGAUCUUCUAUACAAUUUUCUACGCUUGUCUGGCUGCGCUGUGGGCGAUAUGUAUGAGAGGGCUUCUUGCCACGUUAAGUGAUACCGAACCUAAAUACCAACUGUCGGACAGCCUCAUUGGUACUAACCCAGGUUUAGGUUUUCGACCCAUUUCGAAGAAAACGGAAGAAGGUUCGCUGAUAUGGUACACCUUGAAUCAAACCGAGAGUACAAAGAAGUGGGUUGAUUUAACCGAUGAGUUCUUGAAACCUUACAAAGUAGACCAGGUGGGAAAAAAUUAUCAGGCUUGUGACCACAGUGUAAAAGUCAAAAAAGGGCACGUGUGCACGGUGAAUCUCGAUGAGUUUGGGCCAUGUACUAACAAUAAUAGUUACGGGUAUGCUUCCAGUUCUCCGUGCGUUUUUCUCAAGUUGAAUAAAAUUUUUGGGUGGGAACCUGAGUACCAGACAACUGUGGAAGAAGAUAUGCCGAAAGAUUUGAGUGUUCACAUUAAAAAUUCCAACAUUAGUAACCCUGAAGUGUGGAUUAGUUGUAAAGGAGAAAACCCCUUCGACAGAGAAAGGAUAGGUGGGUUUAGUUACUAUCCGAGCCACGGGUUCCCUGGGUACUACUUUCCCUAUAUGAAUGAUCCGAAUUAUCUGAGUCCUAUUAUUGCUGUACAAAUUAGGAAUGUUUUGCCUAAUGCAAUUGUUAAUAUUGAGUGCAGAGCUUGGGCAAAGAAUAUUAAUUAUAGUGGGAGUAGAAACAAUAGAGAAGGGUCGGUACAUUUUGAGAUUCUAGUCGACGAACCUAAGUAGGUCUAGUUAUAAUUUUCUUAUUUUUUUUUUUUUGUUAUUUUGAGAACAUAAAUUAACUAACGGUUUUGUGAUGAUUUUUUUGGGGUUUUAGUUUAAGUUUGUUGUCUCAUAGUUAUAUAAAAUUUGUUUUAAUUAUUUUUUUAAACGUAUAAAAUUUAGGAGAAGAGUGAAAAGUAGAAAAAAGUUUUGCCUGAAUUGUCACAGUAUUUUAAAGUAACCGUGAAACAAAAUUAACCAAAUAGGUUACGAGGAAAGAUAUAACUAAGUAAGUCAACAUUUAUCAAUUUACGUCAUUUUUACCUAGAAAAUAUAUAUUACGUAAUUUAUGCCUACAAUUGUAUCUAUAAGUGUAAAUAUCAAGUACUCAGUGUCAAUAAAAAUUCCAUAAGUGUCGACCUACAUUAUCACGAGUAAGUGAUAGCACAAUUAAUUUCCUAUUAAACUUCAUCUACAAGAAGAAAAUUUGAAAUUUGGAUUAAGAUAAAAGACAUUUAUCUAUAAGUGUUACGUUACUGAGAUAUGUUAAAUGAUUUCUAUUUAUUUAGUUAUUAUAUUUAAGUCCACUCAUCUUUUUAAAACGUGUCUUAUCAAAUUCUGAUGUAGUGUUUUUGACAGAAAAUGAUUGAAUAGUAUUUAAUCGAAGUAUUUUGAGUAAUUUUUACGAUUUCAAAUAACAUUGUUUUGCUUUCUCUAAUUGGAACUUCUAUACUUUUGCUUUUUUAUCAUUUUCUCUCAUCAUUUUGUUAUUUUUCGUUUAUUUUUGUAUACAUUUGGCGAAUUACGCUUUGCCCUGGGCUGAGUUAAUAAUGUUUAUCAUUUUCUAUUAAAAUAUGUAUAUUUUUUAGUUCUUUUGGGAUAAGAAAAAUACAAUAAACGUUGCAUAACAACAUCAUUGUCCUCUGUUAAGACACGUAAUAAAAAUUGGUCGAAGAUUAUUUCGACAGAACUUUCCAGGCCGCUAAGGUACAGUCGAACAAAUGCAAUUUCGAAAAAUUGUGAAAUUUACUUUUAGAAUUUUAUCUUUUUUGACGAUGACCCCUUAUGCUCAGGAAGUAAUAAAGAAGCCGCAAUUUGCUAAGUGUAUCUAUGAUUCAUAAUUGUCCUAAUGUAUUCCAAAAAUGAGCUGUGGUAAAAUACAAGAUAUUUUUUCUAAUUUUGACGUGAAAGGUAACAUUUUCCAAAAUUGAUUGAAAUUUUAAAAUGGUUAAUUUUUCAUAACUAGUGAUAAAAUAAACUGCGGGUGAAAAAUUGGUGAUAUUUUAAUUAAUUCAGUUUAGGCCUAUUCAUUUAGGGCUAUAAUUUAUUUUUAUGUACAUAAAAUUUGUAAGUUAUUUUUUAAGUGGAGCAUGCUAUAUAUGUUUAUAGAUUUGGAUUAUCUAUGAAAAGGGGGUUUUUAGUCAACAGUCUUCAAGAUGUUUGCAUUUUAAAAAUGGUCAUACAUAUUUAAAAAUUGAGAAUGGAAUAUUCCCUUUUUUUUAAUAUCGCGAGUUGCGAAUUUUUAAGAACGAACAUUUUUUGACAAUACAAUUAAAAUAUGUUGAAAUUGUUGAUCAAAAACCCAUUCUGAUUGUUAUAAUUUCUCUCCUUUUUUAAUCUUUCUGUAAAAAAAAAUGUGGGGUGUUAAAACUUGUAACUAUUGUGUGCAACUUCCAGAUGAAAUAUCCUGUAUAUUUGAAUACAAUUUUAAAUUGUAGGUCUAAGACUCCACACAGACUGCCUGAAAAAGAUGUUUGGAGCAUUUUAUACACACGUAAAAUUUUUUGUGUAUAAUAUUUAAAUAUAACAACAAAACUUUAAUAAAUAAGAAUGGCAGCAUAAUAUACAAAUAAUUCAUCAUAGUUUAAAAUUGAAAGAGUCGUUUAUUACUAGUGUAAUUUGAUUGUUAGAUAGAAAGAGUAGAAAAUAUUCUUGUAGUUAAUAAAAUUAUUUGUGUUUAA